CAAGGGUUUAUCCCAUCGGGUCGGGAUGAGGAUGUGGGGUUGGGUGAGAGAUUCACGUUUUUGAAAAAACGGGAAAAAAAACUCUCGUAAAUUUCUAGAGCUGGGGUUCCGCACAACUUUUAGACCCUCAAGGCCGUCUGACAUGGAAACCAAAGCCCUAUCGUACCUCCCGCCUUCCCCCGCCAUAAGAGACCGUUUCACUACCAAGACCUCCAACUCUGCACCGCGCAAAUUUGCUGUAAAAUGCUCCACGCAUCCACCAUUAGCCGACCAAUCCUUGCAGUUCAAAGAAGCUGCACGACACGGGAAUUUGAUUCCACUCUACAGGUCAAUAUUCUCCGAUCACCUGACUCCUGUGCUGGCAUACAGGUGUUUGGUGAAGGAAGAUGAUAGGGAAGCUCCAAGCUUCUUGUUCGAGUCUGUUGAAAGGGGGAAAGUUACAAGUAUUGGGCGGUACAGUGUUAUUGGUGCUCAACCUACUAUGGAGAUUGUUGCAAGAGAAAACCUUGUGACAGUUAUGGACCACCAUGAAGGGAAAAAGACAGAGACAUUCGAGGAGGAUCCUAUGGUCAUUCCUAGGAGGAUUAUGGAGAAGUGGAAACCACAAUGUCUUGAUGAGCUCCCUGAGGCAUUUACUGGUGGUUGGGUUGGCUACUUCUCCUAUGAUACAGUGCGUUUUGUUGAGAAGAAGAAAUUGCCUUUCUCAAAUGGCCCAUUCAAUGACCGGUUCCUUCCUGAUCUUCAUAUUGGCCUCUAUGAUGAUGUUGUUGUAUUUGAUCAUGUAGAAAAGAAAGCGUGUAUCAUACACUGGGUGCAAUUAGAUCGCUUUGCUUCGGUUGAUGAAGCAUUUAAUGAUGGCGUGAGCCGUUUAGAAGCUUUAUUGUCGAGAGUGCUCAACAUUGUACCUCCUAGAUUAGCUGCAGGAUCAAUAAAACUACGUACAAACCUGUUUGGUUCGGCGCUGAAGAUGUCAACCAUGACUAGUGAAGAUUACCAGGAAGCUGUUUUGAAAGCUAAAGAGCACAUCCUGGCGGGGGAUAUUUUCCAGAUAGUUCUCAGUCAACGGUUUGAAAGGAGAACGUUUGCAGACCCAUUUGAGAUAUAUAGGGCAUUGAGAGUUGUUAAUCCAAGUCCAUACAUGAGUUAUUUACAGGCUAGGGGAUGUAUACUUGUUGCAUCAAGUCCUGAGAUUCUUACUAGAGUCAAGAAGGGGAAAAUCACCAAUCGGCCACUAGCAGGGACAAUCAGGAGAGGGAAGACACCUAAAGAAGACUACAUGCUGGAAAACCAACUUCUGCAUGAUAAAAAACAGUGUGCAGAGCACACCAUGCUGGUUGACUUAGGAAGGAAUGACGUGGGAAAGGUCCUGUUCUUCUAAGUGUGUUUUAUUUCAAUUUAUAUUGACAAACAUCAGUUUGGUUAUUUCCGUGAUGCAAUUCUAUGAUUAAUAUAUGUUUAACAAUAUUAUCCAUAUAAAGAAGGGCAGGUUGGUGCACGAAGGCAUCCCUGCAAAGUGAGGGUCCGGGGAAGAGUCCCACCACUAGGGUGGGGAAAACCUUCCCCUAUCAAGUUUUGACAAGAGGCCGCUUCCAAGACUUGAUCACACAACAACACCUUAACCAUUGCGCCAAGGUUUCUAAAUUUGGGUCAGUUGAAGUUGAGAAACUAAUGAACAUCGAGCGAUAUUCCCAUGUUAUGCACAUCAGUUCCACGGUCACUGGAGAGCUUCUUGACAGCUUAAGUAGUUGGGAUGCUUUGCGUGCUGCAUUGCCUGUUGGAACAGUUAGUGGAGCACCAAAGGUAAAGGCAAUGGAACUGAUAGAUGAGCUUGAAGUGACUAGGCGUGGGCCAUACAGUGGUGGAUUCGGAGGGAUUUCUUUUUCAGGUGAUAUGGAUAUAGCCCUAGCUUUGAGAACAAUCGUUUUUCCAACGGGAACGCAACAUGACCACAUGUACUCCUACAAGGAUGUAAACAGACGGAGAGAGUGGGUUGCUCAUAUUCAAGCUGGGGCAGGCAUAGUUGCUGAUAGCGAUCCCGUGGAUGAGCAGAGAGAGUGUGAAAAUAAGGCCGCAGCCCUUGCCCGUGCCAUUGAUCUAGCUGAGUCAUCCUUUAUCGAGUAGAUGUUUGUUUUUGCUACAUCAAUUUUAAUACUUGCACAGUUGCACCAUAGAAUGUUGCCACGGUUAUAUUCCACAAAUUAAUUGUUAGGCCUUAGAUAUUUUUCUGAUACAUUUUCUCAUUCAGAUCACAAUACUACAUUGUAUUAUUUAUGAACUUCAUAGCACAUAUACAUUUUAUAAAGCAACACUUGUAUAAUACUAUUGUUAAAUGUUAAUACACG
This is a messenger RNA of Cuscuta europaea, 2342 nucleotides long. The record is from the annotation of a GenBank genome assembly. Lineage: Eukaryota; Viridiplantae; Streptophyta; Magnoliopsida; Solanales; Convolvulaceae.